AUGUCCAACGACGCUGCAUCCGUGCCCGCCUGCAGAGUGGCCGUAACAUCGACGAACCCUGACAAGCUUGCAGCCAUCGAGUCUGCGUUUUGCAGUCACUUUGGGCAGAAGGGGCAGGCAGCGUCAAUCUGUGUACUGCCAUGCCCGGCGGACAGUGGCAUUCCGCAUGGCCAGCCUUGGGGCAUGCAGCACACGUACGAAGGUGCUUUGGCCCGGCUGGCCAACUUAAAAUCUUCCGGCGAAGGAGUUGAGGCAGAGUACUACGCCAGUGCAGAGAAUGGUGUUUGUGCUCUCCUUCGGCAUGACUCCACUCUGGCGCUGGAUGUAGCAUGCGUGAUAGUGGAGAGGGCCUGCGAUGGAAAGCAAGGCGUAAAUUUCAGCCAAGGCCGACCAUAUCCUCUGCAAGAGAUUCAGCAGAUGAAGCGUUCUGGAUCAUCGAAUGCAGACAUCGGGGACUUCUGCAAGCGCUGGUACGAGAAGAAGGCCUUGCCAAUCUCCCGGACAGAUCAGGUUCGCACUGCCGCAGCUUUGGCUCUCUCACUUCUGGAGGCUGAGCCUGAAAGAGAAACAAUGGCACCCUAG
Symbiodinium sp. CCMP2456 is the source of this 582-nucleotide messenger RNA. The record is from the annotation of a GenBank genome assembly. NCBI's taxonomy places the organism in Eukaryota, Dinophyceae, Suessiales, Symbiodiniaceae.